Messenger RNA from Sciurus carolinensis (gray squirrel), 7433 nucleotides. RefSeq names its product ribosomal RNA processing 8 (gene Rrp8). Gene Ontology annotation, molecular function: methyltransferase activity. NCBI's taxonomy places the organism in Eukaryota, Metazoa, Chordata, Mammalia, Rodentia, Sciuridae. The coding region runs from base 931 to 2304 and encodes 457 amino acids. Gene Ontology annotation, biological process: regulation of transcription by glucose; cellular response to glucose starvation; rDNA heterochromatin formation. The transcript has 8 exons. The record is from RefSeq and is a predicted model, not a curated record. Gene Ontology annotation, cellular component: rDNA heterochromatin; chromatin silencing complex; nucleolus.
GCCUGCUUCUUUGGGGAGCUGUACUUCCCCAAACAUGUCCUGACACCUCUGGAGUUAAGGCAAGGACCUUCCGGUCCUACUUGUCCUGCAUCUUCUCCAGAAUUGGCACAAUCAUGUCAAACUUGGGCCGCUUGGCAGGGUCUUCAUUCAUGCAAAUCUUCAUGAGCUUACACACAUGAGGGGAAAUACCUGGUGGGAUGGUAGGCCGAAGGCCUUCCAGUGCCACCUACAAAUAGGAGGAAAAAUGAGGUGAGUCUCAGAAUUUGAGUCUGUCGUGUAAGCAGAGGCCUCUGGCCCUUGGACAGAAUGUCACAAAAUGUGGGAAGAGCCUAGGCCCACUACAGUGAUCAUUACCACCAUUGCAACACAAGUGUAUGCAGUUCUAUACUCACCUUCAUUCCAAUCUCCAUAUUGGAGAGGUCAGCAAAGGGUACCUCUCGUGUCACCAGUUCCCACAGAAGCACUGCAAAACUCCACAUGUCUGCUGAACGUCUGUUUGUGUCUUCAGGCUUCUUCUGCAGAGCUGGAGGGAUAGCCCUUGUCUGUUCCAGCUGGCUAGCCUAUCCUGUCUGCCCCCUCUAUUAUUGAGCUGGUCCUUCUCUACCUCCCAACGUGAUGCCCUCACCCACCUUCAGGGGCCACCCAGGCAGGUGCAUACAUGCGCCCAGGGCAUUGGAAAGAAAACUUGACAUCGGCCAUGCUGAUUCGGGCAGUCAUGUCCUCGUCAAUCUGAGGAACAGAAGAUACAUGGAAGGAGCCCACGAGAGCCUACACUCGAUGGUUCCUGCGCCACGCAGGCCGCUCUAGCAGCCGCUGUCUUUACUCUUUGGUUUCCGGCUGCGCCUGGCGGGUUUGGACUUUUUGACUCCAGAGACACGCUCUGCACGUGGAGAGGAGGGUGGACUGUGCGACCCUGCCCUUGAAACCCCCAUGUUCGAGGAGCCUGAAUGGACCGAGGCGGCCCCAGUAGCCGCGGGCCUUCGGCCGGUAACGCCACAGCCUCGGCCAGCUGCAACCUCGCAAAUCAAGGGCUCCAAGCGCCGCCAGCUUUUCGCCACAUUACGGACCCUAGAAGCAGCAUCUCUUUCCCAGCAACCCCCUGAUAGCCUACCUGGCAGUGACUAUGAAGAGGAGGAGGUGGUGGUAGAAAGGAAGAAGAAACACCCAAAGACCUUGUUUGCCAGUUCCUCUACUAAAGUAGGGGGGAAAAGGAAGAAAAAAUGUCAAAAACAGGGCCCACCUUGCAGUGACUCUGAGGACAAGGAAGUAGAAAGGAAGAAGUGCUGCAAACAAACUUUUGACAGUGAUUCUGCUGAAAAAGAGAAGAGAAAGAGGAAAUGCCAAAAACAGUCUUCUUCAAACCUAACCCAACACCUGGAUAGUGUUGACCAAACAGAUCACAAAACCUGGAAGAGUAGUGCUACAGUUAACCUACCCAAACUGAGCCCUGGUUCUGCUUCCCCUAAACAACCGCAUACUUUGAGCCGUAAGCAGUGGCGGAACCGGCAGAAGAACAAGCGGAGACACAAAAACAAAUUUCGUCCACCUCCAGCACCAGAUGAGCUUCCUGCUAAAGCCUCUACAGAGGAGACAGAGGUGGCUCCUGCCCCUAGGCCAAACAGCCAAGAGACUCGGGCAGAAGCACUACGAGCCCGCAUGGCCCAACGGCUGGAUGGGGCCCGAUUUCGCUACCUCAAUGAACAGCUAUACUCAGGGCCCAGCAGUGCUGCACAGCGUCUCUUUCAGGAAGACCCUGAGGCUUUUCUUCUCUAUCAUCGUGGCUUCCAGAGCCAAAUGAAGAAGUGGCCACUGCAGCCAGUAGACCGCAUUGCCAGGGAUCUUCGCCAGCGGCCUGCAUCCCUGGUAGUGGCUGACUUUGGCUGCGGGGAUUGCCGUCUGGCUUCAAGUGUCCGCAACCCUGUGCACUGCUUUGACUUGGCCUCUCUGGACCCCAGGGUCACUGUGUGUGACAUGGCCCAGGUGCCUCUGGAGGAUGAAUCUGUGGAUGUGGCUGUAUUUUGCCUUUCGCUUAUGGGAACCAACAUCAGGGACUUCCUGGAGGAAGCAAAUCGGGUGCUGAAGCCAGGUGGUCUUCUGAAAGUGGCUGAGGUCAGCAGCCGCUUUGAGGAUGUUCGGGCUUUUCUGGGGGCUGUAACCAAACUGGGCUUCAAGGUCAUCUCCAAGGACCUGACGAACAGCCACUUCUUCUUGUUUGAUUUUGAAAAGACUGGGCCCCCUCGUGUAGGGCCCAAGGCUCAACUCUCAGGCCUGAAACUUCAACCAUGCCUGUACAAGCGCAGGUGACCUCUGGACAUCCCUAAAACAGGAGGCAGGUUCAGAAUUCUCAAGACUGUAUCCAGCCAGGCUGUGAGCUAGGACCUAGUAUUGCCUUCCCUCUGUCCCAAGAACAAACUGUGAUAAAACCCGUGGCCCAACUCUACACUAGUGAAAUCGCAGUUACAAGAAGCAUAACAUCCCUUGGGCAAGCUAAGGAAUAAGGAGUUUGCUGUGAGAAAAGGAAGAUAUCUGAGAAACAAAGAUCUUUAGACAUCAUGAAAACUAGUGGGUUUGGAAUUGAAGGAUCUCUGGAUUUGGUUCUUCUUUCCAUCUCUCAGAAGGCACAUGGGCUUUUUGUCCUGAUCUCUCCACUGUGCUCUCUUCUGAUCUGUACUGACCAGUCCCUGCUUACCUUCUGGUUGUACAACUUCAGUCUACCCAGACCUUCAAGACUGCAGACAGGCAGCUCUUUAUGUCAUGGCAAUUACAAUCUUGGCCUACCAUUUAGAGCUGGAAGUCAUUUAAUCUCUCAAUAUCACAUUUCUUUCUUGGAGAGUGGUAAAAUUUCUGUCUUAUAGCAUAGUUGUCUGGGUUAACUGAGGAGGUCUAUAGCCAGAACUGGAAAUAUUGGUGGUGCUCAAUAAACUAACUCUGUCUAUUGUAUGCUGUAAGUCUUAUUGUUCUUUGAAGACCUUUCCUGGACCAGGUAGAAGGUUGAAGGGAAAGUAAUAGAUUUGCUGAAAAAGUCUAGGAGACUUCAGGUUAAGUCUUUCAAGAAACUAAUUUCAUGGGAUGCUUAAUGUAUUUUGAGCUGUCCUUGGAGAGCGGUAGUCCAGGAGUUGAGUUUCUUUCUGUUCAUAUACAACUAGUUGAUGUCAUACUGGGAUAGGGAAUUGUGCUACUCAUUGGUCGUAUAGUCUGUCCUUUGUUUUUGCCUUGUAGUGAGCCCAAAUCAGCAUGUCCACAGAAAAUCAUAGGCAGGGAAGUCUAGUACUAGGGAAAUUUGAUCUAAAAUGACAGAUCCUAGACCUUCCCUGGAAUGUAGCUGCCACGGACCCAAGUGUAAAGACAGAGCCUCUUCUGUCUAAGAAAAAAUCUGAGAGUGCUCACUAGAAAAACAGGUACUAGGACUCUGAGCUAUUUGGAUGCUCUAUUGAGGGAAUAGAGGUUUUGAAAUAUGUAAUAGGCUACAGGACUUUUGGAGGCUGGGCUGUGAACCAUUCAACACACAUAACAUGCCUUUGCUGAAUACUCAUCUGACUUUAGCAAAAUUUGUCUUCCUGAAUAGCCUAGUUGUUUUGUACUCCCCCACUCCCAAAGAAGAAUUCAUUUUCAUCUGUUUUCAAAUUACUACAAGGAAGAGUGCUCUGUUAGCAUUUAAGUACUGUGUUGUGACUGCUCUGUUGAUUAGGCUGCAGUGUUCUCAGCCAUAUAGAGUUUUGUAUUUCAACAACUUGUCACCCUGAGGUAUAACCAGGAUGCUCAUUUACCUAGGGAGGGGUAAGCAAUCCCUUAUCCAAGGUCUAUUUGAGUGAGAUUGAUGAGAGCAGCAGUGUUGUGGAAAUCUAGGUUUGCAGCAAAAGAUCAAAGUGUUGUGGACUAGUGAUGAAAGAAGUGGAAGAACUUUGUUAGAUAGAAUUGGUGGGACGUUAGGAGUGGUUGAGAGAAAGGAAUCUGCAGCACAAAGUUCCAGGUUGUGGCUUGAUCAACUGGCUUGAUGAUACCUGUUAGAGUGUUCAGGUGUUCAUUAGAUGUCAUUUGAAAGUGGGACAAGCAGGGGCAAUGAUGCAUGCCUCUAGUCCUAGCUCCUGCAAGGCUUAGGAGAAUCAUUUGAGCCCAAGAGUUUGAGACCAACCUAGGCGACAUAGUGAGACCUGUCUCAAAAAAGAAAAAUAAAGUGGGGGAAAUGAAAGUGUGUAAGACAUGGAAGAAAUCAUCUGUGCCAGGGACUUGGGGAUUUAACCUAGAGGUGGUAAAGUUGCUGGAAUAGAUAAAAUAUUCAAGAUAAGAUAAAAAGAGAAAGUGGCCCAGAAUUGAACUCUGAAGUGCAUUUAAUGGAUGGGCAAAGGAAAAUUAACCAGUAAAGGCGACAAAAUGAGAAGUUUGAACCAUAGAGGAGUAAAACCAGGAGAGUGGCUUUUUUAUACAGGAGGAAUGAACACAUUGUCAUAUGCUAUUGAGAGGUCUAGUAAAAUGAGAGAGAAGUCAGAUUGCAGUGGGUGAAGAUUGCUGAGCAAUGGUGAGGGCCUGUUUGAAUUUUUCAGUGUAUUCAUGAAUUAUACCAGUCAACCCAAUGAUGUGGUUGAUUCCUACUGAGGAAUCUAGGUGUAACUGUGAAAGAGGUGAGUAUUAAGGGAUCAUCCAGAGUUGAUAUUGUGCAAUGGAAAUGAAAGGAUAGUGAGCAAAGAAGUUUUAGGCUCUCACAUGUAAGCGAUGUCUAUGCUGGAUUGUGAAGUGUUUUAGAACAGGUAGGAGAGUGAAGAUAGGGGUAAGUUGUUGUAUGACAAGUUAUAUGGUAAUCAGACAAGUGACCUGGGAAGAUAGGAAGCUGUUUCAGAAAUCAGAAUGCCUGGAUUAUUAAUUUUAGAAGCAGAGCAGCUCCAGGUGAUAGUAGUCUAGGGUGUGGCCUCUGGGGGUGAGUGCCUAAGAGGUGUGCAAGGGAGAUUGCCUGGAGAUUGAAUAAUGAGAUGAGGGGUCAGGUAUUAUGAGAAAGGGGUUGUCUGCAUGGAUUUGAAUUUCUCCAGCAUGAUAGUAAAAGUUGACAGUGGAACAGGUACCAACUUCUUGAAGGAAGGAUAGGCUCCAGAAGUUCUACAGACAAAGAAAGAACAGUUUAUACAACCUACUAGAAGGUCUUCCAUGUUAGGGGUGAUAUGAGCUGGUGAGUGGAGCUGGCUGCCAGGCAGCCAACAUAAAACGCUCUGACAGUCCUCUCCAGUUUCAUGGAACUUACUGGGGAGACUGUUGUGGCAUUUCUAUGAGGUAGGAGCAUCCUGGGAUAACCAAGUUGGAGGCAAGCCAUAAAGUUUAAUAAGUGUGUUUGAUUAUCAGAGUAGCUCACUGUAGCAUACACAAUCACUUUUUUAGCUCUGCAUUUGUGUUUUUUCCCAAAUGUUACUAACACUCAUAGCUCUGGAUUAUUUCCUCUUUUUUCUCAUUAAACUCAGUGGGCCAGCUGGGGUCUGCCUUCUUGCUUUCCUUCCUUAUAAUUUGGAUUCUCCCUUUGCCUAUUCAGAUUCCAGCCACCUGAAUAAACAUCAUUUGGAUCUGACUCAGGCCCUAGUGUCCCCACAUCACUCAUCCUGAUUCCAAAAGCAGUACUCUCCUGAUCCUGAUCUGGGUCCUGGCUGUUCUGUCAUCAACUUUGGGACAGACUUGUUUAAGUCCAUGCUUGGGCUUUAGUGUUUUUUGUUGAGAGUCCAUACUAAUGGGAAAAUAAUGCAUGUUCCUUAAGGAAUAACAGCAUGCUCACUGAUUAAGGAACUAGAAACCUGUGUGACUAAAACUGAUUGAAGGAGGGACAAGAAUAGUAGGAGAUAAAUUGAAGUGGAAGGGUGUUACUGGAUUUUGAAAGGCAGUGGCUCUCAAACUUUAGAGUGCAUUAGAAUCACCUUCAAGGCUCAUUAUUUUGCAGAUUACUAAGCCUUCUUCAUGAGUUUUUAGGUCAGUAAAUUAAGAUCAGGUCUCACAAGUUCUUUUCUGGUUGCUUGGAUUUUCUCAGUGAAACAGGAAGCAAAGUUGUUGGUUGAGAGUGAGAGUGGGGAGUGGGUGUUGGGAUUUAAAGAAAAGGAGAAAGUGAAUAUCUUUUCUAGGAGAAUGGAUGAAGGAAUGAAUGUAAGUAUUAGUACUGUCUGCAUUCAUAGCAUACUAGAAGUUCAAAUCAUAAGUAAAGAGGAUGGGAUAGGAGCAGACUGGGGCAAGAUUGCUUUUCAGAGGGCUUGUUUCUUAGUGUACAGCUGGUCUGUCAGAACCUAACCCUGUCUUUGGGGAGGGCAGGUUUCUGCCUUCUGACUUCAUGUCCCUUGGGAACUUCACUGGGACCAUUUGGGAAGCAUGAGGUACUAAUUCCUACAGGAAUGAUGGAAUUUGAGCCCUACCCAGGAAAUGUACAGGUCAAGUAAAGGCUCAUAAACUGUUUCAAUGGUGGAGUCAAGGGAGUGCUGCUGCUUUGACAUUGGUCUCCAUUUCCAGAAUUUCCUCUGGCAAGUGAUGCAUGAAUGUAUCCUCUGUGCCCCUUACAGGAAAGAGGGAACUGUGGGGUGGUCUUGGAUCUUGUCCAGUAGGACCAUUUUGAAGAGGCAAGAAGACUCAGCACAGAAAAGUGAGGAGUGUGCCAUGUGUGAACUGAAGAGGGAGUUCGCAGGGGACCACCCAGAAUAUAUAUACAUCCACCAAGGUCUUUUGGUGACAGCAGGGAUUUACCCUUUAAAUAUCUGUCAGGCACAUAGGGCAUAUAGCCACCCAGUCAAGUCAGACUGUUUUUUCCCCUUAUUUCUCUCUCUCAGGACUUGGGCACAGAAUAAACAGCAGCAGUUAGGUAAAGAAGAAGUGUGGGAGAAAAGAGCACUACUCCAUUCCCCAGAGCAGGCUCCUUGACUUUUAAGUGGGGCAGAGCCGGGAGGGGAAAAGAUUUAAUGCCACUAUCGUUACACAGAAUUAAAUAUUAUUUGUGAUUAUGUUUUGACCUUAAACUAGUCAUAGAACUUUCUGUUAACUAAGGACAGAGCAUGGUGGUGCACACCUGUAAUCCCAGUGGCUCGGGUGGCUGAGGCAGGAGGAUCAUGAGUUCAAAACUAACCUCAGCAAAAGUGAGGUGCUAAGCAAUUCAGUGAGACUCUGUCUCUAAAUAAAAUACAGAAUAGGACUAUGGAUGUUGCUCAGUGGUUGAAUGUUCCUGAGUUCAAUCCGUGGUCCCAAAAAAAAACAAAAAACAAAAAAACUCCCAACCAUCUGUUAACUUAAGAAUCUCACAGAUUUACUGCAACUUUUUCCACAGCAGGAAAAGAGUACUCUCCAAUGAUUACAGUUUGCAGAGGUGUUCAGAGAAAAGAAUAAAGUUGGUUUGGAUAUCUUUCAGUCUGGGCCUGGUACUUGUUCAGCACCCCUUUUAGAAGUCUCCAAGUAAACAGGUCUUCUGCACUUGUGUGCUCCUGCUU